AUAGUACGCAUCUACCCGGAUACCUCUCUGAAGUAGCUUCAUACUGUCUGCGACUUGUUUACAAUGGGAGGAAUCAUCCACGUUGUGCAGCUUCGAUUCAAGCAAGGCGUCGACAAGGACAAGAUCGACCAUGUGAUUGCUGGUCUGAAAUCGCUCAAGGAUAAGUGUGUUCUUCCCGACACCCCAGAGCCAUACAUCAAGUCCAUCACCGCCGGGGUGGACAAUUCCAUCGAGGGAUUGCAAAACGGCUUCACCCAUAUGAUUAUCACUGUGUUCGAAACCGCCGAGCAUCGCGACUACUAUGCCAAGUCGGAUCCUGCGCACCUGGCUUUGGGUGGGGGGCUGGGGCCUGUCUUGGAAGGGAUACAGGUGCUUGACAUUGACGCAUAAGCUGCAUUAGACGAAGAGGCCUUUUAGUAUGGUUUCCAGGAAUAUAUGUUGUAUCGUAUGGUUAAGUUAGGUGCA
Ilyonectria robusta is the source of this 465-nucleotide messenger RNA. RefSeq lists its product as uncharacterized. Bases 64 to 390 code for a protein of 108 amino acids. NCBI's taxonomy places the organism in Eukaryota, Fungi, Ascomycota, Sordariomycetes, Hypocreales, Nectriaceae. The record is from RefSeq and is a predicted model, not a curated record. The transcript has 3 exons.